This is a messenger RNA of Cannabis sativa, 1805 nucleotides long. Its product is annotated as ribosomal lysine N-methyltransferase 3-like. The record is from RefSeq and is a predicted model, not a curated record. Gene Ontology annotation, cellular component: nucleus. The transcript has 4 exons. Gene Ontology annotation, biological process: peptidyl-lysine monomethylation. The coding region runs from base 177 to 1688 and encodes 503 amino acids. Gene Ontology annotation, molecular function: protein-lysine N-methyltransferase activity. Lineage: Eukaryota; Viridiplantae; Streptophyta; Magnoliopsida; Rosales; Cannabaceae.
AACCAAACUCAUAUCUAACGAGAGUAUAAUUCUUCAACCAAAGUAUAAUCAUUAAAAAAACGACAAAAAACUAAAUGGCUAUUAAACGACAUUAAAUCCUUAAAACGACAAAAACUGUCAUCAUAUAUUAUACAUAGGAAAAACCUCUUUUGUCAGAAACAACUUAGCAAUCAUCAAUGGCCGCCGCAGCCAUCACCACCAGCAGACGAGUUCGAGCAUUCAAGCGAUGGAUGAAGUCCAAAGGUGUCGACUUUAGCGAUGCCCUCCAAUUCCACGACUGCCCUCUUCAAGGAAUCUCCAUCAGAGCACUCUGCGACCUCACCGUAGGUGACGUGGUCGCCACCAUUCCCAAGCUUGCCUGCCUCACCGUCCGGAAUACUGGUGCAAGAGACCUCAUUGAAGCUUCCUCUUUGGAUGGUACUCUCGCUCUCUCUGUGGCCAUCAUGUACGAGAGGAGCCUUGGCCAGUUAUCCCCUUGGGCUCCUUAUUUUAGUGUCAUGCCUUACCAAGAGUCUUUGCCUUUGGUUUGGACUUCAGAGGAAGUUGAUAGGUUGCUCUGUGGUACUGAACUUCACAAGACAGUGAAGGAAGAUCAAGCUCUUAUAUGUGAAGACUGGGAAGAGAGUAUUCAACCUCUAUUAGAAAUGGAAUCUUUUCAGCUUGAUCCUACCUUCUUUUGCGUCCAAGAUUAUUUCGCUGCUAAAACUCUUAUUGCUUCUCGGUCUUUUAUGAUUGAUGACUUCCAUGGUUCAGGAAUGGUUCCCUUGGCUGAUCUCUUUAAUCAUAAAACAGGAGCUGAGGAUGUUCACUUCACAUCUGUUUCUUCUCACUCUGAAUCUGAUAGUGAAGCUGAUAUUGACCAAAUGAAUGGUGAUAAAUAUGAUGACAAUGAUUCAGAUGAUUCAGAGAUAGAGAUCAGUCCUUUGGGGAUGAAGUCUUCGGGCGAGUCUUCUUCUGAAUUGGGGGAUGAACCUUCAGCUAUGGAGAUGAUUAUGGUCAAAGAUGUUAAAGCUGGAUCUGAGGUUUACAACACUUAUGGCUCAUUAGGUAAUGCUGCAUUACUUCACAGGUAUGGAUUUACAGAGCCUAAUAACCCAUAUGACAUAGUGAACAUCGACAUGGAAAUAGUACUCGAAUGGAGCUCGUCUUUAUUUUCUAGCCGAUGCACUAGAGCAAGGGUAUCACUAUGGAAAAAACUCGGUUUCUCUGGGUGUGAAAGCCAAGAAGAGUCUGAUUAUUUUGAGAUCUCGUUCGAUGGAGAGCCUCAAAUAGAGCUACGAAUAUUGUUACACAUAAUUCUGUUACCCGAGGAUACAUAUUACGAGUUGGAUUCUGCAGUGUCAACUUGUGUGAAUUCAGUUGGGGAAUUAAAGGAAGGAAAGGGCAUGUUUUUGUUGAAAGGAAUCACAAAACCGAGCAAUGACAUGUUCAUGAACAAAAGUGUUGGCGACACUCUUUUAUCGGUUGCAAAUAUUAGAGAGAGUCUUUAUGGUUCAAAUUCGUUAGAGGAUGAUAUUGAAGCGUUGGAGAAGUGUUGUUGCGUAAGAGAUAAGAAAUUGUACCAUUCUUUGGCGCUUCGAAUUAGCGAGAGAAGGAUUCUUCAGAAACUCAGAAGUUAUGCUGCUGAGGCUGCUCAUUUGAGAAUUGGCAAAAGAACUUCUGCAAGGAAGAAACCUAAGAAGACUUGAAAUGAAAUAUGAGAUUUUUGUAAUGAUUUGAUUGUUUUUUUGAAAUAUUUCUUGUUUUCAAGUUAUGUUUUUUUCAAUUUAAAAGAGGCCAAAACAAGGUUAAGAAUUUUUGUUAAA